Molecule: messenger RNA, 1005 nt
Organism: Scedosporium apiospermum
Lineage: Eukaryota; Fungi; Ascomycota; Sordariomycetes; Microascales; Microascaceae
Exons: 4
Coding region: 1-1005 (334 amino acids)
Source: RefSeq, a predicted model, not a curated record
AUGGAGCUCGAUCCCAAGUACGACGACUACGACUUCCCAACAACGGCCCCGACGCCUGCGCCCGGCCACCCGGGGCACUUGAAGCCUGAGGAGCAGGCGCAGGUGCAUCAGUUGCGCAUGUUGCUUGAGGCUGAGGGCUAUACUAAGCGGCUGGAUACUCUCACUCUGUUACGGUUCCUGCGCGCGAGGAAGUUCGAUGUCAUGGCCUCUAAGAAGAUGUUCAUGGACUGCGAGGCCUGGAGAGCCGAGAUCAACCUCGACGACCUCGUGCCCACCUGGGACUUCGUCGAGAAGGAGGAGAUGUUCAAGUACUACCCUCAGUACUACCACAAGACGGAUAAGGACGGACGGCCAGUCUACAUCGAGCAGCUCGGCGGCAUCGACCUAACCGCCAUGUACAAAAUCACCUCCUCCGACCGAAUGCUGACCAACCUCGCCGUCGAAUACGAGCGCCUCGCCGACCCCCGCCUCCCCGCCUGCUCCCGUAAAUCCGGCCACCUCCUCGAGACCUGCUGCACCAUCAUGGACCUCAAGGGCGUCACCCUGACCAAGGUGCCCCAGGUCUACUCGCACAUCCGCCAGGCCUCCGCCCUCUCGCAAAACUACUACCCCGAGCGCCUCGGCCGCCUCUACCUCAUCAACGCCCCCUGGGGCUUCUCCACCGUCUGGUCCGUCGUCAAGGGCUGGAUCGACCCCGUCACCGUCCAGAAGAUCCAUAUCCUCGGCGGUGGGUACCAGGCUGAGCUCCUCAAGCAGGUGCCCGCCGAGAACCUCCCCGUCGAGUUCGGCGGCACGUGUAAGUGCGAGGGUGGCUGCCAGCUUAGUGAUAUGGGACCUUGGAGGGAGAAGGAGUGGUCGAAGCCUGCUAAGUGGGAGACGGAUGUCCAGAAGGAGGAGAAGAGCGAUGUCCCGGCUCCUGCUCCUGCUGAGGGUGUGGUCGAGAUACCCGUCCCCGCUGAGGGCGUUGCCCCUCCGGAAGGCGCCAAGGCUACCGCCCCUGCUUAA